AUGACUCUAUCUGGGUUUAUUAGUGACCAGGGGGACAGGUUACCACAUAACGUGACUCUAGCUGGGUUUAUUAGUGACCAGGGGGACAGGUUACCACAUAACGUGACCCUAGCUCUGUUUAUUAGUGACCCGGGGAACCGGUUACCACAUAACAUGACCCUAGAUCUGUUUAUUAGUGACCCAGGGGACUGGUUACCCCAUGACGUGACUCUAGCUCUGUUUAUUAGUGACCCGGGGAACCGGUUACCACAUAAUGUGACCCUAGAUCUGUUUAUUAGUGACCCGGGGGACCGGUUACCACAUAACGUGACUCUUGCUCUGUUUAUUAGUGACCGAGGGGACCGGUUACCACAUAACGUGACUCUUGCUCUGUUUAUUAGUGACCCGGGGGACCAGUUACCACAUAACGUAACUCUAGCUCUGUUUAUUAGUGACCAAGGGGACCGGUUACCACAUAACGUGACUCUAGCUCUGUUUAUUAGUGACCGAGGGGACCGGUUACCACAUAACGUGACUCUAGCUCUGUUUAUUAGUGAUCCGGGGGGCCGGUUACCACAUAACGUGACUCUAGCUCUGUUUAUUAGUGACCUGGGGACUGGUUACCAUGUCACGCUACUCUAG
This is a messenger RNA of Pelobates cultripes (western spadefoot toad), 621 nucleotides long. The record is from the annotation of a GenBank genome assembly. NCBI's taxonomy places the organism in Eukaryota, Metazoa, Chordata, Amphibia, Anura, Pelobatidae.